Messenger RNA from Vanessa atalanta (red admiral), 1026 nucleotides. RefSeq names its product ribosome production factor 2 homolog (gene Non3). The transcript has 5 exons. Lineage: Eukaryota; Metazoa; Arthropoda; Insecta; Lepidoptera; Nymphalidae. Gene Ontology annotation, cellular component: nucleolus. Gene Ontology annotation, biological process: maturation of LSU-rRNA from tricistronic rRNA transcript (SSU-rRNA, 5.8S rRNA, LSU-rRNA); ribosomal large subunit assembly. Gene Ontology annotation, molecular function: rRNA binding. The coding region runs from base 68 to 1012 and encodes 314 amino acids. The record is from RefSeq and is a predicted model, not a curated record.
CAAUGCCAACUAUUAACUGAAUAGCUGCUCAAAUAGCACGUGUUUCUAUUAUAAGACAACAAAUAAAAUGGGUGUUAUACAAAGAAUAAAAAAACCCACAACCCGUAAGGGUAAAAAAGUUCUAUUGUCCAGGGAACCGAAACCAAUCGAAGGUCCUAAGCAAAGCAUAUUCCUUCAAGCUCGCAAUCCAUCUGAGAGAGCUAGAAAAGUUUUGAAAGACCUCUAUGAUUUAAAGAAGCCAGAUGCAGCAUACUUAAGCAGAAAAAAUGAUUUUGUACCAUUUGAAGACGCCACGCUUAUUGAAAAAUUAUGCUACAAGAAAGAUGCAUCUUUGUUUGGAGUCAGUUCUCACAGCAAAAAGAGACCUCAUAAUAUUAUACUCGGAAGGACUUUUAAUUAUGGUAUAUUAGAUAUGAUAGAACUUGGAGCGGAAAACUUUAAAGCAAUGUCAGAUUUUCAUAACAUGAAAGUGUUGGCCGGUAUAAAACCUUGCCUACUUUUUAACGGACCUGUUUGGGAAUUGAAUCAAGACCUUAAAAGAUUGAAAUCCCUCUUUACUGAUUUCUUCUACAGAGAAAAGGUUGAAUCUGUCAGACUGCAAGGAUUAGAACAUGUGAUUAGCUUUUCAGCAACUGAUGAUGGCACCAUUUAUCUACGGUCUUACAGAAUACAUUUGAAAAAAAGUGGGCAAAGAACUCCAAGAAUUGAACUAGAAGAAAUAGGUCCUUCGGUAGAUUUUAAAUUGCGUAGGACUAAGUUAGCUUCUGCCGAUUUGUUCAAGGAAGCGUGUAGAAUACCUAAAGAAUUGAAGCCAAUUGCUAAGAAGAACCAGUCUACAGAUGCGUUUGGAACUAAACUUGGUCGUAUUCACAUGGGUAAACAGGAUAUUAACAGACUACAAACCCGAAAGAUGAAGGGUUUGAAGAAGUCGACAGAAGAGAAAAAGCAAAUGCUAUUAAAAAAGAAAAUGGCAAAGAAAGAAGCAAAAAAAGGGAAUAUGUUAAAUGCAUAAACUUAUAUUAUCAA